Messenger RNA from Fusarium verticillioides 7600, 3034 nucleotides. RefSeq lists its product as hypothetical. The coding region runs from base 2106 to 2672 and encodes 188 amino acids. The transcript has 2 exons. The record is from RefSeq and is a predicted model, not a curated record. NCBI's taxonomy places the organism in Eukaryota, Fungi, Ascomycota, Sordariomycetes, Hypocreales, Nectriaceae.
ACGAACAUUUUACAUUCCUCCCACUAACCACCCUCCAAAAAAGGAUACGGAAGAAACUAUGAUUCACUUCGUCGCAACGUUUACAAUACUGGUUCGCCAACACCAGCCUAUUUUUGACAAAAGGUCGUGUUGUUGAUUAUCUGCUGGCCGACGACUCCGCUUCAUGCCGCUUCGUGGCUAAGUACUGUCACCGGUGCGGACACCGCCAUCUGAGCGAGCGACCAAGUCACUUCUUACGCCGCCCCUGGAGCGCCUCCGCUGCCCACAAAGCACCCAAAAGAGUCCGUUUUGGACGGAAGCUAUAGGAGAGUGACUCAUCGGGCUGGCGGAGGGAAGGGGGCUCGCUUGACGUGCGACAUGUUAACAUGGAAGUUUCGCCGUAUCGUUGGUUGCGUUUCUGCGCCGUCACCCUUGUCGUCAAUGCGACUUAUUCGGCACAUGGAAAGAAAGCUUUACAAUUAUUUCGUGUGUGUGCAAACACAUCCAACUUCAACUCCCGUGGUGCGUUACUAUGGACCAGGGCCCAGGGCAGCCAUUGAUGUGAUGCGUGUGAAACCCCCCUUGUUCGUUUGUCUUUGGUCGCCCAACCCUUCAGCUCGCUUUCUUGCAUAUGGGAGCAGAUGAGUGGCAGCAUGGCUUCGGUUGGUAACCCAUGAUGUAUUCUGCAAGAUGUGCGAUAUCAUGCGCAUCAUGAAAGGAGGGAAACGAUUUACACUACACUGCACUACCUAUGUAGGUACGAUAUCGUGCUGCGCUUCUAGCUGGUAUUCCAACAUACAUAAUCGUGGGGAGACAUCGCUCACCAGGUCGGAAUGGAAGAGCUUGUGUGUGGAGAGCAAAACCAUUUCAAGUCAAGACCCAUGCCCUAGUCCUCGAGAAGCCGCCCAUCGCCGGUCGCCUAGGCCCGGACCCGGGGGACAUCCGCCGGGAGGGCCUCCCGCUUCUGGGGGUUUAAUAAUUAACCUACGGUAAACGCUCGAGCUUCUUUCCCUACCCGCUUGUCAGAACAAAAUUGGGGCAGAAUAGAAAAUUCUGACUCGGCGGGAAUGGAGUGUUUGAUAUUGACCGGGGGCUGGGUCAUUAGACUGACAAGCGCCCCCCUUUGUUUUCGGCUCGUGAGGUGGCCUCGAGCUAGUUUGACUCUUGCUGGCAUUCAAUGCUUGAUUAUGAGCUCUUUUGUGGAUAGAGUUGAGCGAGCUCCGUCAUUAUCGUGGGCUCUCCUUGCAUUCCCGCAUUCCGUCGCCAAGCUGCCCCGUUACCACGUUUCCAGCCCUAGCUCCUUAUGCUUUAUUGCAUGUGGAAUUCUGUGUACCGACCCGAGGUCUCCAGCCCCAAGCCCAGCUGGUACGUACCCUGCCUUACCGAUCCAGCGGGAGGCUGCUCCCGUUCACCGGGCCUCCACCUCCAGGUUUCGUUUGCCUAUAACGGUAACGGUCGCUAAAUGACUUGCGAUGCGGGUUUAACACGGUCAACAGGUUUCUAUUGGAUUUCCGAACUCGGAAAGUAAACGCCAAACCUUUUACCGUGGCAUCGCCAAUUAAACUGCGGAUCUACCCGCUUGCUGGCGAUUCUCAACCAAAGGCGUAGCAAAUUGCGAAAUCGCCUUUUCAAGUCACGCACACUCGAGGUCAAGGUGUGCCUUUUUUUUACAAUGCAAUUUGUUGAUCAGAUUGCUUGUCAUUCCUAGACUCUACACUGUACAUACACAGCCCCUGUUUUGAUAAGCGCGACCAAUUUAUUCUGAGGCCCUCCAUGUGAGUCAAACUGGAUAAUGCUGUUAGGAAAGGUCAUGUGAAAAUACUGCACCCCAGCUCCUAGGCCAACUUUACUUCACCCAGACAACCUCGAGCCAGGCUUCGCAACCUCUUCGCACUGGUCACCCGCUUUCAGACUCACACCUCUAGGCGCUCUCAUGCCAUGCUCGACGUCCUCCACAUCCGUCACGAUACCACCACUACGGGUCCCUCCCGUGUACUCCACACCCUUUCUUUCAUUCACGGUACGGAACGGUCCCUCAAACCUCGAUACUAGUUCGGUGUGCUGCCAUUUUCCCUUGUUACCACACCCUCAUCAGACUGCCCUCUCACGGAUCAAGGCACUGCCAUAUGGAUGUAUAUGCAUGCGUACAUAUUCUCAAACCGCUCCUCCACCAGUUCCACACAUCAAUAUCCAAUGUCUCGUCGGCCCCCAAAGGUUAUCCUGGUCGCCUUUUUCCACUUAAACUAGGCGACCAAUCCUUAUGGUGCCAAAGUCCCCUUCUGCCUAGAAUAGGACUUUUUCUUUCGCCAUUUCCCGCCUGUUUUCUAAGUUUGAGGCCGCCUCUAUUGGUCAUUCAGUCAUUACCCCUCUCUCUUUGGUUGCCUCGCCUGCCCCUCCUUUUCACGUCGUCGUUAUCUAUGACAUGCCCCACGAGUUUCGGGAGAAGAUGCGCGAUACCACGGGAUAUCGCGUUGCACCGCGUAGAGUGCUCGGCUCACUACAAACGAAAAUGUAAGUGCAGUAUGGUUCGCCAGGAGACAGUAAGGCACCAGUGUGCAUAUCGAGCCGUCGAGAACAUCCGCCGUCUUACAAAGCAUGCGAUUAUUGCGGCUCAAAUGCACUGCCAUCAUGCCACAUUACGCCAUGGCAGUGCAUAUUGCUCGAACAAUUACAAUCCAGCCUGUUCCUUUUGAUUCUGUUGAGCUGGGACGGAACCGCAGAUCUCUAACGAUAUCUUUGUUUUGCUAGUUUGCUUACCUGAUGCUUAGUGUCGUUGCAAAAGUGAAGUUUCUAAGACAUUUUAUAUCUGGAUGCUACCCUGGGUCGAGUCGAGUUCUCAUGACCCUUCCCUCCUUUUUAUUUAUGAUGGGAUUUGUACGUCACAAGAUAGCUUUCAUGCAGUCUAGCUUAGCCACGCGGUCACAUAGAAUAGUUGGUAGGUUCAACAGGGGUGCAAGUUGUUCUUAGUGGGAGACUAUCAUUCUCUCUACUCGAUCACAUAGGGUAUAUGUGUAUGAACAAACUCCGUCUAACGUAUUGCUAUGCCUUCUCUUGU